Messenger RNA from Wallemia ichthyophaga EXF-994, 849 nucleotides. RefSeq names its product Protein rot1. Gene Ontology annotation, biological process: 'de novo' protein folding. The transcript has a single exon. Gene Ontology annotation, cellular component: endoplasmic reticulum; endoplasmic reticulum membrane. Lineage: Eukaryota; Fungi; Basidiomycota; Wallemiomycetes; Wallemiales; Wallemiaceae. The record is from RefSeq and is a predicted model, not a curated record. Bases 1 to 849 code for a protein of 282 amino acids.
AUGAAAUUAUUGGGAGCAGCAGCAGCAGCAGCAGCAGUGGCACUAUUCGCACCAGCAUACGCGGCAGAAGAGGAUAUCUACGGUACCUGGUCGUCUGGUUCUGGCGGUGUACAGACAGGUGAAGGAUUCUGUACGCCACAAGAGUACAGCUUCAAUAUCCCAAACACCACAGGAACGAGCUACUCGUUUACUGAAGAUGGCUACUAUGAGGAAGCUUCUUACAAGUUCAGAUCAAACGCAACUCAUCCACAAUGCAUACAAGCAGUCCUCACUUGGCAGCACGGUAGAUAUGAGUUUUACGAUCAUGAGGAUAUGCAAGGUAUUAAGACUACUCCUUUCUCUGCAGAUGGUCGCGUUCAAGUUGAGGAUCCAUGUGCAGCGAGCAGCAACAUACUCAGCACAACCAGUUUCAACCACACUUUCGUUAAAUACCUCCCAUUCGAUGAUCCCGUUAAGAAUAUAAAGGCUCUCCAGCUCUACGACUUUGACGGCUCCGAGUUGGCUCCGUUGUACCUCAUUAGUCGCCAACCAAACAUGCUGCCUACUAGCCCAAUCAGCACCCAAUACUCUAAGAGAAGCAAGAGAAGCACAGAUGAGCCAGUAGAGGGUGAUGUGGAUGCGGAUAUGCAGAAUAUACUCGCAACUCCUUCUUUGGAGAGAAGGAAAGGUGGUGGUGGUAAAGGAGGCGGUGGUGGUAGAGUAAGCAGCGGUGGUGGUAAAGUGAGCAGCGGUGGAGCGGGCCGUGGCGCUAAUGUUACCUCUGGCAAUCACUCUUCUGCUGUUUCGAAUACCCUCCCUAUCUCACUCGCUGCCUUGGUCAUUGUCGCGGCAAGCAUAGCUAUCGUAUGA